Messenger RNA from Ilyonectria robusta, 1788 nucleotides. RefSeq lists its product as uncharacterized. The transcript has a single exon. The coding region runs from base 1 to 1788 and encodes 595 amino acids. NCBI's taxonomy places the organism in Eukaryota, Fungi, Ascomycota, Sordariomycetes, Hypocreales, Nectriaceae. The record is from RefSeq and is a predicted model, not a curated record.
AUGUCGCAGCCUGAAGAGGUGGCCGAAAUCGAGGAUGGAUCCUCGGACGCUAGCUCCGAAACCGACGAUGCAGGAGGCCUUCUCGAUAUCAUGGCCGCCGAGGGCGAGGAAACGGAUGAAAGCGAUCAAGACGACGAUGUAUCAACAGACGGCAAUCGAGCUUCCUUCUCACUCUUCUCACAACUACCCCCUGAGCUGCGACGACGCGUGUGGGAAAUCUUCUGCCCGGACCUCCGCGAGCGCUCAAUCAUCUUCGAGUUCGCCGUGUCCCCCGGAACUGCCAGAUUUGACCACUUGGGCAUGCCAGCAUAUGUCCGUCACUGGACGAUCCGCGAUUGGGUCACCCUUGGUGACCAGACGAAAUCCAUUCGCCAGCUGCUCUCCCUGCACCAAGAGUCUCGCGCCAUUGCCCUCCAACGGUUCCCGGAUGCUUUGAGCAUCGAUGCUGGAUCUGGAGACGCAAUUGUUCGUUUCAACAAGGACAAAGAUGUUGCCUUGAUCAACCAGCUCGGAGGCGCUGAACCUUCGGACAUGUUUCAUCUCACGGGCUUCGCUGAGAACGUCAAGCACGGCGGGAUUGCUGGUUGGGAAAGAGGCGACACGUUCAAGCCCGAAGCCCUCGCCCACCUAUUACAGCCUUUUAGCAUCCUGGAGGCAUUCUUCUUUUGCGCGUCGAGUAGGGCUUGUCGCAUGGCCGACCUCGCCUGGUGUACUUCAGAUCUCAUCCAUCAUCAGUUCCUUGAGCAAACUGUGGAUGAGGAAGAGUUGUUUUUGGUUGAUGCCCAGCAGUUCUUGCACUGCUGGCCCGACAUUUCCAACCACAUAGACUUUGCCCGGUACCAAAUCCCCCAAGAUUUCUUGUUUCCUGUUCCUGAACCGGUUGCGGCUGUUUUACGCCAAAAAGAUGCCAAGAGCUGGCCGAUGGUCGUUUUUGAAAGCAUGCCAGGCAUGAUGCAGUUCGAUACCCUAUUCGCCCCUGAGCCAGAUGGGUAUGAGAGCAACGGUUCAGAUGAAACACGUUCUCAUUCUGAAGCUGAGGAGUCUGGCACGGAUUUGGAUCAGUACGAAAGCGAUGGAAUCGACGAUGAGGAAAUCGUGGAAAUUUACGACGCAUCAGACGACGAGAUUUCCUUGGAUGGUCAGUCCCACGAGGGUGUGCCAAUCGAUGGAGAUGGCUCAGAAGCGCAAUUCUCAAGUCCGGAACCGGAACCCACCAACAGAGUCCGCAAGCGUCGCGUCGUCGAAGAUUCGGAUGAUGACUCGGACGACGCCGAACCUGCGUCGAAACGGCCCAGGACCACUCUUGUCGCUUCUUCUGAUUCAGAAGAUGAUGGUGACGAGGAAACGGAAGAGCGCGCGCCUGUCAAACGCCAGUCUCGUGUGGUUCUCUCCGACUCGGAAUCAGACGAUGAAGAGCAGAUGGAAGGGACCAAGGUUAUGGAGAGCCCGGGAGCAGAUGAAAACGAGCCUUCAAGUGGGGACGACGAUUCGGAUGAAAGCGAGAGCGAAUCGGAUGGCGACGAACAGCCGGCGGUCCCGUUGUCCUUGGCAGAGCGGCUUCGUAUGCAUCGGGAAGUAAACCCCAUCGAAUCGUCUGACGGCGAUGGGAGUGAUGUCGAAGGUAGUCAGGAGGAUGACUCGGAAGAGGAUGAAGGGAGUGAAGAUGAGGGUCAAUCCAGAAAUCCGUUCUUUGCUGACAUGGCCGAGGACGAGGACGAGGAUGAGGAUGAGGAUGAGGACGAUGAGGAAGACAACAACGAGGACAACUUCUAUCAAUUAGAUGAUUAA